CAGUCACUGUUCUGCUGCAUUACUCUUCAAUGCAACUUCUUUCCGUUCCUCCUCACCCUCCCUCGUCCCUCUGCGCGAGUAGUAAUCUCCGCUCACUCUCGCUGCCUCUCUGUGAUCCAAACUGCCACAGCGAAUCUCUCUCUUCCAUCAGCUUUACUUUCUCCCCCUGGUGAGGAUGACAUCUCCAAAUGUGAUGAACCAGCGAAGCUCUCAUUCUGGCAGGAGGCUUCCGAGGGAGACCCCACAUGAACGGGCUCGUGGGACGAGGAGGAGCCACGUCUAAGGAGCUUCGUGGAAAACCUGUCGGCUCUGGACGGCGCUGGAGUACCAACGACAGCCAUCAACUCUCAAGUUAAGACCAGUUAAGACUCGCUGGAAAAAACACAACUACUCUCACACUCAAAGUAGUCGAGAUAACCAAGCAAAUGUCACAGGUUGAACAAGAGAUCUCACUGGUCCAGAGAAAGAUGUCUGACCUCGAGUCAGUUCUCCAGCAGAAAGACAUCGAGCUGAAGGCCUCCGAGACCCAGAGGACAAUCCUGGAGCAGGACUUGGCAACGUACAUCACAGAAUGCAGUAGUCUGAAGCGCAGUUUGGAACAAGCGCGCAUGGAAGUGACCCAAGAAGAUGACAAAGCUCUCCAGCUGCUGCAUGACAUCCGGGAGCAAAGCAACAAGCUUCAGGAGAUCAAAGAGCAGGAGUACCAGGCUCAAGUAGAGGAGAUGCGGGUUUCUAUUAGGCAGCUGGAGGAGGACCUCUCUGCCGCCCGUCGCCGUAGCGACCUGUAUGAAGCAGAGCUGAAGGAGUCUCGACAAGCCAAUGAGGAACUGAAGAGGAAGGCUGCAGACCAUCAGCACAGGAUUCAAAAGGCCAAAGAGCAGGGCAAAGCAGAGGUAGAGGAAACAAUCACCAAACUGGAAAAGGCGAGUGCUGAGCAGCAGGUGAAGAUCCAGGAUCUGCAAGAGAAGCUUGCGAAGACAUCAAAGGCCAGUGCUGAGGCCACAGACCAUCUUCAGAGCAUGAAAAUGGCCAAAGAGCGCCUGGAGCGGGACCUGGAGAGGCUGCAGAACAAGGAGGACUCCAGUGACAGCCUGCGCAGACGUCUCCGUGAGACAGAGGAUGGAAGAAAGACUCUCGAGAAUCAAGUGAAAAGGUUGGAGAUUGUUGAGCGCCGUGAGACGAAACUGAAAGAUGAACUUCAGAGCAAAUCCCAGCAGAUUCAGCAGAUGGCAGAAAAGAUUCUGGAGUUGGAGGAGAAUCUGCGAGAGACCCAGUCGACUGCCCAACGGCUGGAAACCCAUCUGAAACAGAAGGAAAAGCUCUAUGAAGACAAAAUAAAGGUGCUGGAGGCUCAGAUGAAGGCGGACAUGGCUGAUAAGGAGAUGCUGGAGUCCAGUCAGAGCAAAUAUGAGGAGGAGGUGCGGGAGAAGUGCAGCAUCAUCAGUGAACAGAAGGCGACCAUUAAUGCGAUGGACUCAAAGAUGAACAGCCUGGAGCAGAGAAUUGCAGAGCUGUCAGAGGCUAAUAAACUGGCAGCCAACAGCAGCAUCUACACCCAGAAAAAUAUGAAAGCCCAGGAAGAGAUGAUCUCGGAGCUUCGGCAGCAGAAGUUUUACCUGGAGUCUCAGGCCGGGAAGUUGGAAGCCCAGAACGCCAAACUGGAGGAGCAUCUGGAGAAAAUGAGUCAGCAGGAGCAGAGCAACAAGAGCCGCGUGCUGGAGCUGGAGACUCGGCUCCGGGAGAUCGGACUGGAGAACGAGGAGCAAAAGCUGGAAAUAAAGCGCCAGGUGACAGAGUUGACCCUGUCGCUGCAAGAGCGGGAAUCUCAAAUUACCAACCUCCAGGCGGCUCGUCACGCUCUGGAGAGCCAACUGCAGCAGGCCAAGACCGAGCUGGAGGAGACCACUGCAGAGGCCGAGGAGGAGAUCACUGUUCUCAGAGCACACAGAGAUGAGAUACAACGCAAGUACGAUGCCUUGAGAGACAGCUGUGCAGUGAUCACUGAUCUUGAGGAGCAGCUAACCACUCUCACUCAGGAGAACUCUGAGCUGAACCGCCAGAACUUUUACCUGUCCAAGCAGCUGGACGAGGCCUCUGACGAGCGGGAGGACCGGCUGCAGCUCAGCCAGGAUGUGGACAGGCUGCGGCAUGAGGUGGCUGACCGUGAAAUGCACCUCAACAACCAGAAGCAGAACCUGGAGACUCUGAAGACCACGUGCACCAUGCUGGAGGAGCAGGUUGUGGAGCUGGAGAGCCUGAACGAUGAGCUACUGGAGAAGGAGCGGCAGUGGGAAGCCUGGAGGGCCACGCUGGAGGACGAGAAGAGCCAGGCUGAGAGGAGGACCAGGGAGGUCCAGAGGCUGCUGGAUACCGAGAAACAGAACAGGCUGCGUACAGAGCAGCGCUGCUCUGAGUCUCGUCAGGCUGUGGAGCAAGCCGUGAAAGAGCACAAAGCUGAGAUCUUGGCCCUGCAACAAGCCCUGAAAGACCAGAAACUCAAAGCCGAGAGCCUUGCAGACACGUUAAAUGAUUUGGAAAAGAAGCACUCUAUGCUGGAGAUGAACGCCCGGAGUUUGCAACAGAAGCUGGAGAGUGAGAGGGACGUGAAGCAGAGGCUGCUGGAGGAGCAAGAGAAACUACAGCAGCAGCUGGACGCCCAGAAGACCCACAUAUUCCGCCUGACCCAGGGGCUGCAGGAGGCUUUGGACCAGACCGAUUUACUCAAAACAGAGAGGACUGACUUGGAAUACCAGCUGGAGAACAUCCAGCUCCACCUGCAGGCUGUAUACUCUCAUGAGAAGGUGAAAAUGGAGGGAACCAUCACCCAGCAAACCAAGCUCAUCGACUUCCUCCAAUCCCAGGCCCACGGAGGCUCCAAGAAGAAAAAAGGUCUUUUUGGGCGAAGGCGAGAGGACCUGUUGGCCGCCAUGGCUGCUCAGGCCCAGGCGCAGGGCCAGAGUCAGGGUCAAGGUCAGGUCUCCCCCGUGCCCUCCAUCCAACCGGUGCCUCUGCAGUACAGCGACAUGAAGGCCGCUCUGGAUAAAGAGCGCGCUCGCUGCUCUGAGCUGGAAGACGCUCUGCAGAAAAUGAGAGCAGAGCUGAGAUCUCUGAGAGAAGAAGCUCUCCAGUAUAAGGAUCAUGGCAGCACUACGAACCCUGCCGCAGCACGGCAGCAGAUCAUCAUGUCUGCCAUGGUGAAGUCUCCUGAGCACCAGCAGGGCCCGACGGGCCUGGCACCCUCCAACUCAGGACGCAGGAAAGACACGCCGACACCCGAGGAGAGAAGGAGGGUCACAUUUGAAAAGUACAGCCGGCGUCUGAAGGACAGUCAGCGAGACCGAGAGAGGGAGAGAGAGCGGGUGCUGCACCACAACACCCCCCACCGGUUCACAGUGGGGCUCAACAUGAGGGCCGCCAAGUGCACUGUGUGCCUGGAUACUGUUCACUUUGGCCGCCAAGCAGCGACUUGCCUGGAAUGCCACGCUCUGUGCCAUCCGAAGUGCUCAGCCUGCCUUCCAGCCACCUGCGGCAUGUCCAGCGACUGCUCUCUGCACCUGUCUGAGGGCCUGUGUCGAGACAAAGGCAGCUCUCCAGGCCAGCAGAUCAAAGAAGCCGGUGGCCACAUGCACCUGGAGGGGUGGAUGAAGCAGCCCAGAAACGGGAAGCGGGGUCAGGGCUGGGAGAGAAAAUAUGUGGUGCUGGACGGCACUAAAGUUUCCAUCUACGAGAUCGAGCCAAGAGAAGACGCUGUGAAGCCUCUGGAGGAGUUUGACUUGUGUCUGUCAGAGGGAGAGGUGAUGAUUCAUGGAGCAGUCGGAGCCUCUGAGCUGCCAAACACCGCCAAGUCUGAUGUUGCCUACGUCCUGAAGCUGGAGUCCCGCUGCCAUACGCCGUGCUGGCCUGGACAGGCUGUCUACUUUAUGGCCCCCAGUUUCCCUGACAAGCAGCGCUGGGUGGCCGUGAUGGAGUCGGCGGUGGCCGGGGGGCGCGGCGCGCGGGAGAAGGCGGAGGCCGAUGCAAAGCUGCUUGGAAACUCUCUGCUGAAGCUGGAGGGCGACGACAGACUGGAUAUUAACUGUACUCUUCCUCUAACGGAUCAGAUUGUCCUGGUGGGAUCUGAGGAGGGGCUGUACGCUCUGAACGUCAUCAAGAACUCGCUGACUCACAUCCCGGGCCUGGGAUCCGUUUUUCAGAUCCAGAUCAUCAAAGAGCAGGAGAAACUCCUGAUGAUUGUUGGCGAUGAGAGAGCUCUGUGUCUGGUGGAGAUUAAGAGAGUGAAGCAGUCUCUGGCCCAGUCCCACCUGCCCAGCCAGACUGAACUUGCUCCCUACAUCUUUGAGACGGUGAAAGGCUGCCAUCUGUUUGCUUCUGGCAGAGUUGACAACGGGCCGUGUAUAUGCGCCGCGAUGCCAAACAAGAUCACCAUAUUGCGCUACAACGACAAUCUCAACAAAUACUGCAUCCGCAAGGAAAUUGAAACUCUGGAGCCGUGCAGCUGCAUCCAUCUGACCAGCUACAGCAUCAUCAUCGGCACCAACAAGUUCUACGAGAUCGAGAUGAAGCAGUAUGUGCUUGAGGAGUUCCUGGACAAGAACGACGUGUCGCUGGCCUCGGCCGUGUUUGCAGCCUCUUCUCACAGCUUCCCCAUCGCCAUCUUACAGGUGGCCAGCAGCAUGCAGAAGGAGGAAUACCUUCUCUGUUUCCAUGAGUUUGGUUUCUUUGUGGAUUCGUACGGACGAAGAAGUCGGACCGAUGAAAUCAAGUGGAGCCGCGUGCCUCUGUCUUUUGCCUACAGGGAACCCUACCUGUUUGUCACCUACUUCAACUCCCUAGAUGUGAUUGAAGUCCAGGGACACGCAGCAGUGUGCCCCGCGGUGCUGGCCCACCUGGACAUUCCCAACCCGCGCUACCUUGGCCCAGCCAUCUCCUCCGGAGCCGUUUACCUGGCCUCCUCCUACCAGAGCAAGCUGCGGGUCAUCUGCUGCAAGGGAAGCCUGAUCAGAGAGUCUGGAGAGCUGCAGAGGACCGGCUCCAGCAGAGGCAGCCCCAGUAAGCGAGGCCCCCCCACCUACACGGAGCACAUCACCAAACGCUUGACUUCGGGCCCCGGCAGCCAUGACGGUUUGCACCGGGAGCCGAGCACCCCGCACCGUUACCGGGAGGGUCGCACAGAGUUCAGAAGAGACAAGUCUCCUGCUCAUCCCCUGGACAGAGAGAAGUCCCCCGGCAGGGUGCUGGACAGUCGCAGGGAGCGGUCUCCUGGGAGAUUUGGGGACAGCACUCGACUCCAUGCCGGGUCCGUCCGGACCCAGCUAGCCCCCGUUAACAAGGUCUGGGAUCAGUCAUCAGUGUGAGUCCUCCAUGCUCUAGUGACUAACCCUGGUUCCAGUGUGAGUUGAAGCACAGCGAUCCACCAUGUCUGAGGCCAUCGCCUGUACAUACUGCAGCCUGAGCUCCUGGUUCAGCCACACCGCAGCGACAGGAGUCUCCUGUGACAAUCCUCGUUCCAACAUGUGCUUUCAUGGACAUUACCCCGCAGUAGGUCUGGUUGGCAGGGAGGUGGCGCUGUUCUCCAGGUUGUGAGAAUCUUUUCUUAUCUAAUCCGCUGUACAUACACUGUGUGAGUUUUUAUAAAGGGAACAGUCGGCCGGUGAAGCCAUGUCUAUUUUUUUUAAAGAGUUUCUAAAGAUGUUGCAGGGAGAUUCGUAAUGUUGUUGGCUAAGAAACAAUAUAAUCCUCUCAUUAUGAAAUAUGACUUUAAGGUGUUUUUUUUUUCUGCUCUGAGAGUGAGACCAGAUUUUAUUUGCCUUGAGAAAGCUCUCUGAGGGGCAACUCUUUGCACAGGAGAUUGGGUUGAACAGGAGUUACAGACUUGCUCUCGUCUCAUGGCCAGUCUUCUUACUUCAGACCAAACUGAAAGGUCCUCUUCACUAAAUAGCCUUUGAUAUUUACCUGCAUAUGACUGCUUUAUUGACCGUUGUUGUCCGGCCUUACUAAAACAAGUAAGCAAUGUUUUUGCUCCGAGUGUUCUUUGUGGUGUUUUUUUAGCAAACCUGCGAUAAAGGAACAUGCAGCUCUGCCUCUUGACGCCGGACGUUGCAGUCGAGCAGGUCCAGCCGCCUCAGCUUGCUCUUAGUCUGCCGCCGCUGCUGAUUGUGGUACAGAUGUCCCGUUUCUGUGCUGUGAUAUGAAAUCUAGUAACUGUCAGGAGAGUUAUCACCUCCCCUCUCCCCGUGUAGUUUCUUUGGGCCAAUAAGAACACCUCCACUAUUCAACAUCAGUGAGCAUGACUUACUUAAUAAAGCAUUAGUUGCUUUCAGAUCUUGAUUCUUUUUCUUGGUUGUUCUCUUUUUGUCAUGUUAUCCACUUGACUUUGCAUUCGGUAAGUAGGCAUCGGUGUUAGUAACUUAAGAUUUUCUUGAUUUCUAAAGCUGUACAAGAGAACAUACAUUAAACACGAUCAAAGGAUCUGUUGUCGUCUUUG
Molecule: messenger RNA, 6484 nt
Organism: Gambusia affinis (western mosquitofish)
Lineage: Eukaryota; Metazoa; Chordata; Actinopteri; Cyprinodontiformes; Poeciliidae
Product: citron Rho-interacting kinase
Exons: 40
Coding region: 426-5354 (1642 amino acids)
Biological process (GO): actomyosin structure organization; peptidyl-threonine phosphorylation
Cellular component (GO): cytoskeleton; cytoplasm
Molecular function (GO): protein serine/threonine kinase activity
Source: RefSeq, a predicted model, not a curated record